UACCACAUUUCGACAACAAUUUAGAACACAAUCAUGUUUCUAAUUGCCCCAAACUCCUUCAGCUGUUUCCCAACAACAAAUCUAUCUUUCGAAAAAUCUAAUUCCCAAAAUCCAAGGGUUUCUUUUGUCCAGAAAUAUUCGAACAACAAGUUUCGAUCAUCGAGAAAGAUGUGGGAAUUGGGUGUCAAUUUUAAUGGUUAUCCCUAUUUCACUUCUCCCCGACACCCUCUCGAGUCAGAACUGUCGCUGGGGGCAGCGACACAAGUCGAUAGCAAUGGUGUUGGGAUCGAAAACUUCUUUCAAGGGAAGAACAUUUUAAUCACUGGUGCAACUGGUCUUGUUGGAAAAGCUUUGGUCGAAAAAUUGUUGAGGUCGACUUCAGUCGAUAAAAUCUACGUGCUCAUAAAGGCAGAUGAUAAUGAGGGUGCAGCUGAUAGAUUGUCUAAAGAAAUUAUGUACUCGAACUUAUUCGAAACUCUACAAGAAAAAUAUGGAAGCUCAUACAAAGAAUUUGCGCGAGAGAAGUUGAUACCGGUGGUCGGGAACAUUUGCGAGCCAAAUCUUGGAAUGGAUACAAAAUCUGCACAAACACUUAUGGAUAAUGUUGAUGUAAUAAUAGCAUCUGCAGCAAGCACAACUCUAAAUGCGAGGUAUGAUGAGCUAAUAAACGAGAAUACAAUCGCGCCUCAACGCCUCCUAAGGUUCGCUAAGAGGUGCAAGAACCUCAAAGUUUUCGUGCACAUGUCAACCGCAUAUGUUAAUGGAAGAAGAGAAGGUGUAAUUUAUGAAACACCGUGGAUUAUGGGCGAAAACGCAAGAAAGGUGGACGAGGAGAUGCCUUCUUCGGCAUUUCCCCGGUUAGAUCUAUCCGAUGAGAUAAAUCUAGCGACGAAAACUUGUAUGGGCCUAUCGGAUCACGAUGCCACGAAAGCAUUGAGAAGGCUAGGCCAAGAGAGGGCAACAUUCUACGGAUGGUACAAUGCAUACCAUUUAACCAAGGCCAUGGGAGAAAUGGUGCUUGAAGAAUCGAGAGGAGACGUGCCGGUUCUCAUCAUCAGGCCAUCCGUGAUCGAGGGUAGCUACAAAGAUCCUAUUCCUGGAUGGAUACAAGGAAAUAGAAUGUACGAUCCGGUGAUUAUUUCUUACGGAAAAGGGUUGCUUCCUGGCUAUUUGGCUGACCCCGAAGCUCAUGUCGACAUUGUCCCGGUUGACAUGGUAGUAAAUACAACAGUCGCAGCCGCUGCGAAGCAUGGGAUUAUUAGCAAGCCCGGAUUGAAUGUGUACCAUGCGACGACUGACUUUGUGAACCCUCUACAAUAUUCGGACUUCUUCAACCAUAUGCACGAGCACUUCAGUAAAUACCCUUUAACCAAAUCGAAAGCUGUCAAUAAAAUGGAAUUCUUCGAUGAAUUCAAUAACUUCUCUAAACACAUACGACAAGAAUUAUCAGAACAGUCGGGGAUGAGCCACAUUAUUGGCCUAAAUGGGAACUCACCUCAAAGUCGCCUUCAAAAGCAAUACAAGGCUAAGGUCAUGUACGCCGAGCAAUUAUGCAAGAUGUAUGAAUUCGCCGGCUUCUUUAAAGCGAGGUUCCAUUCGGGGAAUACGAGGAAGUUAUUAGAGGAAAUGUCUGAAGAGGAGCGACGUAACUUUGAAGUUGAUGCGACGAAAAUAGACUGGCGAAAGUACUUGGUAGAAGCUCACAUCCCUGGAUUAAGAAAACAUGUUCUUCAUGAAUCAAAAAUAUCAGUCUAAAACUACAUUGUUCGAUUACUGUAAGAUAAUUGGUUAGGAAGAAUGUGGAAAUAAUGUUGAAGCUUUGUGUGUUCCAACACUAUUCUGUAUGUAUUAAGUUGGAAAUUAAUUCCAAUAUUUUCAUGAUUGUGUAAUAUAUUUUCAUGUCUA
Messenger RNA from Andrographis paniculata, 1905 nucleotides. Its product is annotated as fatty acyl-CoA reductase 2, chloroplastic-like. Gene Ontology annotation, biological process: long-chain fatty-acyl-CoA metabolic process; suberin biosynthetic process. Gene Ontology annotation, cellular component: intracellular membrane-bounded organelle. Lineage: Eukaryota; Viridiplantae; Streptophyta; Magnoliopsida; Lamiales; Acanthaceae. The transcript has 9 exons. Gene Ontology annotation, molecular function: alcohol-forming very long-chain fatty acyl-CoA reductase (NADP+) activity. The record is from RefSeq and is a predicted model, not a curated record. Bases 34 to 1755 code for a protein of 573 amino acids.